This is a messenger RNA of Cinclus cinclus, 2479 nucleotides long. RefSeq names its product intraflagellar transport 56 (gene IFT56). Lineage: Eukaryota; Metazoa; Chordata; Aves; Passeriformes; Cinclidae. Gene Ontology annotation, cellular component: ciliary base; ciliary basal body; intraciliary transport particle B. The transcript has 17 exons. Bases 1 to 1662 code for a protein of 553 amino acids. Gene Ontology annotation, biological process: intraciliary anterograde transport; intraciliary transport involved in cilium assembly. The record is from RefSeq and is a predicted model, not a curated record. Gene Ontology annotation, molecular function: protein binding; intraciliary transport particle B binding.
AUGCUCUCCCGGGCCAAGCCGGCCGUGGGGGGUACCCCGCCGCCGGGAGACAGGCGGAGGAAGAAAGGGAAGGAAGUACCGCAAUUGGAAGAACUCUUGGCCCAGAGGGACUUCACCGGCGCGAUCGCCUUGCUGGAGUUUAAACAGCACGUGGGUGAGGAGGAGGAGGAUGGCAACCUUUGGAUUGGAUACUGUGCAUUUCAUUUGGGUGACUACAAGAGAGCUCUGGAGGAAUAUGAGGCCUUAACCAAGCAACCAACUUGCAGUCCAGAUGUUUGGGUGAACCUUGCCUGUACGUACUUUUUUCUGGGGAUGUACACACAGGCAGAGCAAGCAGCUUUGAAAGCACCUAAGAGUGGUCUCCAGAACCGCUUACUCUUUCACCUGGCACAUAAGUUCAGUGAUGAAAAGAAACUGAUGAGCUCUCACCAGAACCUGCAAGAUGUUACAGAAGACCAGCUUAGCCUGGCAUCGAUCCACUACAUGCGGUCCCACUACCAAGAAGCUAUUGAUAUCUACAAGCGCAUUCUGCUGGAUAACCGUGAAUACCUGGCUCUGAAUGUAUAUGUGGCCCUGUGCUAUUACAAACUGGAUUACUAUGAUGUAUCACAGGAAGUGUUAGCUGUUUAUCUUCAGCAAGUUCCUGACAGCACCAUUGCUCUUAACCUUAAGGCUUGUAACCAUUUCCGACUUUACAAUGGAAAGGCUGCAGAGGCAGAGCUCAAGAACUUGACAGACAGUGCCUCAUCAUCUUUUGAGUUUGGCAAGGAGCUCAUUAAGCACAAUCUGGUGGUUUUCCGAGGAGGAGAAGGGGCUCUGCAAGUCCUACCUCCUCUGGUUGAUGUUAUUCCUGAGGCAAGACUGAAUCUUGUGAUUUACUAUCUCCAGCAAGAUGAUGUGCAGGAGGCUUAUAACCUGAUUAAGGACCUAGAACCUGCAGCUCCACAGGAGUACAUCCUCAAAGGGGUGGUAAAUGCAGCACUAGGACAAGAAAUGGGCUCGAGAGAUCAUCUGAAAAUUGCUCAACAGUUCUUCCAGUUGGUGGGGGAAUCAGCCAGUGAAUGUGAUACCAUUCCAGGGAGGCAGUGCAUGUCCUCCUGCUUCUUUCUUCUUAGACAAUUUCCUAAUGUCCUAAUUUACCUCAACUCAAUCAAGAGUUACUUCUACAACAAUGACACUUUUAACUUCAACUAUGCCCAAGCCAAAGCUGCAAUGGGCAAUUUUAGUGAAGCUGAAGAGGUGUUCCUUUUGAUCCAGAGUGAGAAGAUAAAAAGUGAUUUUGUUUACCUUAGCUGGCUGGCUCGCUGCUAUAUUAUGAAUAAGAAACCACAGCUAGCCUGGAAGCUUUAUCUGAAGAUGGAAACCUCAGCGGAUUCCCUUAACCUAUUGCAGCUCAUUGCAAAUGAUUGUUACAAAAUGCAUCAGUUUUACUAUUCAGCCAAAGCCUUUGAUGUUCUGGAGAGACUGGACAAUAAUCCUGAAUACUGGGAAGGCAAGAGAGGUGCUUGUGUGGGUGUAUUUCAAAUGAUCUUAGCUGGCCGAGAAGCAAAAGAGACUCUGCGGGAAGUACUGCACCUUCUGAAGAGCACUGGCAAUUCUCAAGUAGAAUACAUUGUUCGCAUCAUGAAAAAAUGGGCCAAGGAGAACAGAGUGCCUGUUUGAGUCAGUGUCACAAAAUGAACCAGGUCAGUUGAUGUAUGUCUGGCUGCAGGACAAGGGUCUUGGUUUCUCCUGUGCAUUCUGGGUAUCUCCUUCCUUGCAGAGACUUCAGGCAUUCAAGUAGGUUGACCCAGCUGAGGAAGUGUGUCCUGCAGUGAGAUUUAAAACAUAGCAAGUUGGGAGUUUUUUGUUGUUUUUUUUUUUUUUUUAAUUAAAACUUUAUUGGUACUUUUUCUGUUGCACCACUCUAUUCCUCAAAGUUUCAUUUUUUUCAAUAGUAGUUUCAACUGUCCACAAAAUCAAAGUGCUCCUCUAAUGUUCCCCACAUUCCUCCACAUGAGUUACUGCAUGGUGGAAGGGGGGGUUUCCAGCAAGCCUUCUGGCCUCUAGAGAAGAAUCAUUUGUUACAUGACUCAGACAAACCUACUUCAGCAAGUGUUGGAAUGUGGCAAAAAGAGAUGGUGACAGUGAUACCACUAGGCACUACUAGGGUAUCAGAUAAUACAAAAGGCUUAACGUAGAAUCAUAUAAUCAUAAAAUGGCUUGGGCUGGAAGGGACAUUAAAGAUCAUCUAGUUCCAGCCUGCCAUGGGCAGGUACAGCUUUCACUCAGAGCUGUGCAGGUCUCUCAGAGUUUUGUUCAAGCUGGCCUUAAACACUUCAAGGGAUGGGCCAUCUACAACUGCUCUGAGUAACUUGUUCCAGUGCCUCAUCACCCUCAUAGUAAAGAAUUUUUUCCUGGUAUCUAUAUUAAAUGUAAUCUCAGUUUGAAACCAUUCCCUCUUGUCCCAGUCACUACAUGCCCUUGUGAAAAGUCUCUC